This is a messenger RNA of Hydractinia symbiolongicarpus, 888 nucleotides long. Its product is annotated as P2X purinoceptor 7-like. The record is from RefSeq and is a predicted model, not a curated record. Bases 257 to 835 code for a protein of 192 amino acids. Lineage: Eukaryota; Metazoa; Cnidaria; Hydrozoa; Anthoathecata; Hydractiniidae. The transcript has 2 exons.
GGGGAAGUCCGGUAAAUUUUCAAAAUUUUUAAAAUCACAAUAUUACAUGUCUGUAUAACAGCCAAAAAAAAUUUUUCAGCUAAAAAGUUCUAAAAGUCAUGAAAAAAGCAAUUUUGCCUCAUAUCAUUUCUACUUUCACUUCAUGAUAUAUUUCCGCAACGAGUAGUCUGGACACUAAUAUUCUUCUGACGUCAUUCGUGACAACAACAUUCGGCGCGUUACUUUCUUGCAGUAGUAAACUUAUCUUGAAGUAGUUAUGUCAUCUUCCUCUUCUGAUGUAAGCGAUGUUGAAUUUAAUGAAGAUGAAGAGUUUGGUUUAUCUCCUUUCAUGUUCGAACCGGAACGGAGUCAAAGUGAAGUGGCUGCAGCUUUAGAAGCUUUAGGAAACAACGUUGGCGCUAAAAACUGCAAUGUUGAAGCUGGAAAUCGUGUUGGAAAUGUUGAGUGGUGCCAGUGCAAAAAGUGUAAAAUUAUGGUCACUGAAACGGAAAGUUUAUGUUGUCGUGAUAAUAAUGAUAUUCCGGACGGUCAUUUUCAAGGUCAUACGUGUGUUACAAAUUCGGAUGAAUUCAAAAUGGUUUGUUUGCCGGAACCCGUGUUACGGACAGCACUAGGUGCUAUUCACAACAUGAGAGGGAUUCGUCAUAAACUUUGCAACAGAUCAUAUCGGUUUGCUGCUUAUAAACAAUAUAUAUGGUGGGUGUAUGGAAGACUGGGCAUAGGUUAUCGAAAGCCUAUACCAUCAUGUGUUGUGUGGGUAAUCCGUAAUGAAUACCCGCAGCCCGAUGGGGUAUACGUGCCAUACACAGAAUCAGGAAUGGAUUUGGACACAUAAAAUGUAUAAGAACAUGUAUAAUUGUAAAGAUGAUGAAUGAAAUUUUUACAAUA